AUGGCCGAAUCGAAUCAAUCUAUCGAAUCUCGCAUCCAAUUGGCUAUUCUUGAAUUAGAGAAUGUUGAAAAGCCUAAUAUUAAAGCGUGGGCGCGAUCUCGCAACCUACCAUACCAGCGGCUUCUUGCGCGCUACAAGGGCCGCCUAUCGCUCUCUGAUCGCCAACCGAACGGUCGCAAGCUUGAUGAAUCGCAAGAAUCUGCCCUCUGCCGCUAUAUCGAUUUCCUCGAUUCGAUCUAUCUACCUCCUAAGCGCCCGGCAAUCGCGGCUGCUGCCAAUGCAAUUCUGGCUAGCUGCCAUACAGACGAUUCAACUAAACCGCCUACGAUCGGUCGCCACUGGCUACAACGCUUCCUCCACCGCCAUCCCGUGUAUCUCGUUCGCCGCCAGAGAGCCAUAGAUAUCGAGAGAAAGAAGUGCCUAGAUAGGCAGGUUGCAAGAGAGUGGUUCGAUUCCUACCAGGAGACAAUUGCCCAAUACGGAAUUACAGCGGAUGAUAUUUGGAACUUCGACGAGACUGGAUUCAAUAUUGGUGUUGGUAGAGACCAGUGGAUUAUUACACGCGAGCCUAAGCGCCAGAUUUCUGGUGGUUUUAGUACAAAUCGCGAAUAUGCGACUGCUAUUGAAGCUAUCUCAGCUACUGGUACUACUAUCGCACCAGUAGUAAUCCUAAGCGCGAAGGUACUACUACUACGGUGGUUCGAGAUAGUAGGCGAUGAAAGAAUCGCUGUCACCGAGACUGGCUAUCUUAAUAACGUUCUAGCCCUACAGUGGAUACAGCUAUUCAACAAGCUUACCAAGGAUUCGGCUAAGGGUACGCAUCGUAUGCUGAUUUGUGACCAAUUCGGCUCGCAUCUCACGUACGAAUUCGUCAAAUACUGCGAGGAUCAUAAGAUUAUCCUCUUCUUUCUACCUCCUCACUCUAGCCAUCUUCUUCAACCGCUAGACGUUGGUGUAUUCAGCGUAUAUAAGCAUUGGCAUAGCGAGUGGGUUUACGAUGCUACAGUGAGUGGCUAUGAGAAGAUCACGAAGAACGAUUUCCUUGGUGCAAUCGCGCAGAUUCGGCAGAAGACCUUUAAACCUUCUACAAUUAAGCUUGGAUUUCGAUUAACUGGCCUUUGGCCUAUUAAUCCAAGUGUGGUUCUCGAUUCCCUAGUGGAUUCAGAUCGCGAUUUCGGCUUCAAUACACCAAGCCCUCCGUCAUCAGCGGCUAGCAAUAGCCAAGAUUCAUCAGAUCUUAGUACACCAAAGACUAUUGAGCGUGUGAAGAAGCUAGAAGAGCGGCUAGAGGAUAAGAUCUCUCGUAUGCAGCAAACACCCUCUCGUCGCCUGCUUAGAAAGCUUGCAAAAGCUGCGACCGAAUUCGCCUAUAUUGCUUCGGAGCUGGAGCAGAAUAUAGAGAAUUCGGAGAAUCUACGAGAGCUUCGCUACGCACGCGAAAAUCGGUCGCGUAAAGCUUCUAAAUUGACUGGGAUAGUGCAUUCUAGCCAGGUUGAUCGUAUGAAGCGAAUUCUAAAGAGUGGUGAGGACCUAAAGGCUCUUAUGAAGUUGCGACCGUAUUACAAGCGGGAGGUUAUGCCGGAGUUAAAGAGGGUUUGCAAAGCUAAGGGUUAUCUCAUCAAAUAA
This is a messenger RNA of Penicillium daleae, 1626 nucleotides long. RefSeq lists its product as uncharacterized. The record is from RefSeq and is a predicted model, not a curated record. Gene Ontology annotation, molecular function: DNA binding. Bases 1 to 1626 code for a protein of 541 amino acids. Gene Ontology annotation, cellular component: nucleus. Lineage: Eukaryota; Fungi; Ascomycota; Eurotiomycetes; Eurotiales; Aspergillaceae. The transcript has a single exon.